Messenger RNA from Mauremys mutica (yellowpond turtle), 600 nucleotides. Its product is annotated as exocyst complex component 1-like. Bases 1 to 600 code for a protein of 199 amino acids. Lineage: Eukaryota; Metazoa; Chordata; Testudines; Geoemydidae. The record is from RefSeq and is a predicted model, not a curated record. The transcript has 4 exons.
AUGAGCCUCCAAGACAUUGUUUUCAGACCUAAAAGAGAGAAGCUUGUGCAUGUCUUGGAGUUAUCAAUGCCUUCCACUAUGCAGGGAAAGGAGCGAUUUUAUCUGUGCAUUACAGUUACCAGAGAAAAAGAUGUGAAAAUCACUUAUUUGAUCACUGUAGAGGAGAAGACAAGCAUUCAGUACAAAAUCGAUUGUAUGUGGCUGCUGAAAGAUCUAACCUUGAUAGAUGGAAAAGAGGCCAUGCAAGAUUACCCGAAAUUUGACAUGCAUUUUGAACAUGUUUAUAGCUGGGAAGCCUUCAGCACUGCAGCCAAAUAUGCGUUUACACGGUGCAUACGGAAAAUGAGUAAAAUUCACUACAGAAGGGACAUUGAGUUUGUGAAUUUUGACGACGAUUAUUUGAGCGACACUGGACUCUUCCAACGACAGAAGCUGGACCUUUUCUAUGCCUGCGGCUUUUGUCAGCGGAUGGCUGUCCUGCAAAUGAACGCCUCUGAAGUUCAGCCAUCGCCAGUGCAAGGGGCCAACCUGAGAGAAACAGAGCUAGAGAGAGCUAAAGAACAUGCAAAAGCUUUCCCAGCUAUCUGGCUUAAGGGGUAA